AUGGCGGGUGCACCACCACCUGGAUUUAUGGGCCCCCCACCUGGAUUCCGUGACGGCGGGUCGCAGAGGCCAACAGGCACUCUAGACGAGCCUGGGAAGCUUACGCCAGAGCAACUUGCGUCGAAAGCGCGCAAGUGGAAGCAGAGCCAGAGUCGGAAGUAUGGAGACCGUCGUGGUAAAACUGCUUUUGUUGAUACCGGUAAACAGGAGCUCCCGCCUGAGCAUGUGCGCAAGAUUAUCAAGGACCACGGCGACAUGAGUAACCGCAAAUUCCGCGCAGAGAAACGUGUGCACCUUGGUGCGCUCAAGUACGUGCCACAUGCGAUGAUGAAGCUUUUGGAAAACAUUCCCAUGCCGUGGGAGCAGGUGCGGGAAGUGCCGGUGUUGUAUCAUGUCACGGGCGCGAUUACGUUUGUGAAUGAAACGCCGCGUGUGAUCGAGCCCAUUUACCAUGCACAAUGGGCCACUAUGUGGCUGGCCAUGCGUCGUGAAAAACGCGAUCGCCGCCACUUUAAGCGCAUUCGCUUCCCUCCUUUUGACGACGAGGAGCCACCUAUUGACUACAGCGACAAUAUUCUGGGCGUCGAGCCGCUGGAGCCAGUGCAGCUCGAGCUAGAUGAGGAAGAGGAUGCGCCGAUCAAUGCAUGGCUUUACGACAACAAGCCAUUGGCCAAUGAUCUGCGAUACGUCAACGGCACCUCGUACCGCUCCUUCCACUUGGAUCUGCCGCAAAUGUCGGCGCUCUACCGUCUGGGACGCACGCUUCUAAGUGACUUUACCAGCGGUGAUCGCAACUACUUUUACCUAUUUGAUAACAAGUCGUUCUACACCGCCAAGGCACUGAAUGUAGCAAUUCCAGGUGGACCCAAGUUUGAGCCCCUGCACAAGGAAUUGGAGGGCUACGACGACGACUGGAACGAGUUUAACGAUGUCCGCAAGGUUAUCAUCCGCCAGCAGAUUCGCACAGAGUACAAGGUUGCCUUUCCGCAUUUGUACAACAGUCGCCCGCGCUCUGUGCAUAUGGGCACGUACCACGAGCCGAAGAACAUGUAUGUGCGCACCGACGACCCAGACCUUCCUGCCUUUUACUUUGAUCCUUCCCUCCAUCCUAUCUCGAGCCGCACGCUCGGUUCGAGCCACAUGUUCCGUAAUCACUACGACGAUGGCGAGCCUGUGCUCAGCCAUGAGGACGAGGUGUUUGGCGACGGUAUCGAUGGCGACGAGCAGCUCCCGGAUUCGCUCGCAUUUACACUCCCCGAUAAUGUCGAGCCUUACUUGGAGCAUGCACCGCUGGAAAAUGAGUUGACUGCCGACGCCAUUGCGCUUUGGUGGGCGCCGCCGCCGUACAGUCGACGCAGUGGACAAACGCGCAGGGCUGUGGACGUGCCGCUAAUCAAAGGAUGGUACCUCGAGCAUGCGCCGCCCGGCCUCCCUGUCAAGGUGCGCGUCAGCUACCAAAAGCUGCUGAAAAAGUACGUGCACAACACGCUGCAUACCAAGCCGUACAAGCCCCAAACGAAAAAGUACCUUUUCCGCCAGUUGAAAGCGACAAAGUUUUUCCAGACCACUCACCUGGAUUGGCUCGAAGCAGGUCUUCAAGUCGUGCGGCAAAGCUUCAAUAUGCUGAACCUCUUGAUUCAUCGCAAGGGUCUCACCUACUUGCACUUGGACUACAACAUGAACUUGAAGCCGGUGAAAACACUCACGACCAAGGAGCGCAAAAAGUCGCGCUUCGGUAACGCCUUUCAUCUAGUGCGCGAAUUGGCGCGCAUGACAAAGCUGAUUGUGGAUGCGCAUGUGCAGUUCCGCCUUGGCAACUGCGACGCAUACCAGCUUGCAGAUGGGUUGCAGUAUUUGCUGAACCACGUUGGUCAGCUCACCGGCAUUUACCGAUACAAGUACAAGGUCAUGCACCAGAUCCGCGCGUGCAAAGACUUGAAGCACGUCAUUUACUACCGGUUCAACUCUGGCCCUGUGGGAAAAGGACCGGGUGUCGGUUUCUGGGGCCCUUCGUGGCGCGUGUGGAUCUUUUUUAUGCGUGGAAUUACGCCGCUCCUCGAGCGAUGGCUUGGUAACCUUCUCGCGCGCCAGUUUGAAGGGCGCAAUGGGCGUUCGGGUGGCAAGUCUGUGACCAAGCAGCGUGUCGAAUCGCACUUUGACCUCGAAUUGCGCGCCGCUGUCAUGCACGAUCUGCUCGAUAUGAUGCCCGAAGGCGUCAAGCAGAACAAGACCAAGACGAUCCUCCAGCACCUUACCGAAGCAUGGCGGUGCUGGAAAGCAAACGUGCCCUGGAAGGUGCCAGGCAUGCCCUCCGCGAUUGAGAACAUCAUUCUUCGGUAUGUCAAGGCCAAGAGCGACUGGUGGACCUCUGUCGCGCACUAUAAUCGCGAACGUAUACGCCGCGGCGCCACUGUGGAUAAGACGGUCAGCCGCAAGAACUUGGGACGUCUUACGCGCCUCUAUCUUAAAGCCGAACAGGAGCGGCAAAACGCCUACCUGAAAGACGGCCCGUAUAUAACCAGCGAAGCCGCCGUUGCUAUUUACACGACCACCGUCCACUGGCUCGAAAGCCGACGUUUCCAGCCGAUUCCUUUCCCCUCGCUCAACUUUAAGCACGAUACCAAACUCCUCGUCCUCGCUCUCGAGAAGCUAAAGGAGUCGUACAGCGUCCAGGCUCGCUUGAACCAGACGCAGCGUGAGGAGCUUGCGCUGAUCGAGCAAGCGUUUGACAAUCCCCAUGAAACGCUUGCGCGCAUCAAGCGACUGAUGCUUACGCAGCGCGCUUUCAAAGAGGUCGGGCUCGAGUUCUUUGAUACGUUUGCCAAGCUUGUGCCCACCUACGACAUCGAGCCCAUGGAAAAGGUGACGGAUGCAUACUUGGACCAGUACCUUGCCUACGAGUCCGACAAGCGCGGCCUCUUUCCCCCAUGGAUCAAGCCCAGCGACCAGGAGCCGCCGCCACUGCUUGUGUACAAAUGGGCUAAUGGCGUCAACAACCUCGACGGUGUGUGGGAUACCGCUGAAGGCCAGUGCAAUGUCCUGAUGGAGACGACGCUGAGCAAGGUGUACGAAAAAGUAGACAUUACCUUGCUCAACCGCCUCCUGCGUCUGAUCAUGGACCACAACCUUGCCGACUACAUCACUGCCAAGAACAAUGUGUCGAUUGUGUGGAAAGACAUGGCGCAUGUGAAUGCCUAUGGGCUCAUUCGAGGGCUGCAGUUCUCUGGCUUUGUCUUCCAGUACUAUGGCCUCAUCCUCGACUUGCUCAUCCUUGGCUUGAAGCGUGCGAGCGAGAUGGCAGGGCCGCCGAAAAUGCCGAAUGGCUACCUUCAGUACCAAGACACGAGCGUACAGACGUGCCAUCCAGUGCGUCUCUACACGCGCUACAUUGACCGUAUCUAUCUCUUGUAUCGCUUCACCGCGGACGAAGCGCGCGAUCUCAUCCAGCGCUACCUGAGCGCCAACCCCGACCCGAACAACAGCAAUUUGAUCGGGUACAACAACAAGAAAUGCUGGCCCCGGGACGCCCGAAUGCGGCUCAAUAAGCACGAUGUGAAUCUUGGGCGUGCCGUGUUCUGGACGGUAAAGAAUAGCUUGCCGCGCAGCCUCACGACGAUCGAAUGGGACGAUACGUUUGUGAGUGUGUUUAGCAAGGACAACCCCAACCUGCUCUUCUCCAUGCUUGGCUUCGAAGUGCGCAUCCUGCCCAAGUGCCGCCAAGACGACAUGACCGAGCAGCGCGAUGGAGUGUGGUCGCUCGUGCAGGCGUCUACAGGCGAACGCACCGCGUCUGCCUUUUUGCGUGUCUCGGACGAAGGCAUCCAAAGUUUUCACAACCGCGUGCGCCAAGUAUUAAUGUCUGCGGGCGCCUCGCCGUUCAGCAAAAUUAUCAAUAAAUGGAACACGACGCUGAUCGGACUCAUGACCUACUACCGCGAGGCAGUCAUCCACACCAACGAGCUCCUCGAUCUCUUGGUGAAGAGCGAAAACAAGGUGCAAACGCGCGUCAAGAUUGGGCUGAACAGCAAGAUGCCCUCGCGUUUUCCUCCUGUCGUCUUCUACAGCCCCAAAGAGCUUGGUGGCCUGGGUAUGCUGAGCAUGGGCCACGUCCUUAUUCCCCAAUCGGACCUGCGCUGGUCCAGGCAAACAGACACGGGCAUCUCACACUUCCGCAGCGGCAUGAGCCACGACGAGGAUCAGCUCAUUCCCAAUCUCUACCGCUACAUCCAGAGCUGGGAGUCCGAGUUCCUCGACAGCUCGCGCAUUUGGUCCGAGUAUGCAAACAAGCGCCGAGAGGCCAAUGCACAGAACCGCCGCUUGACCCUCGAGGACUUGGAGGAUUCAUGGGACCGCGGCAUUCCACGCAUCAACACCCUCUUCCAGAAAGACCGCACCAUUUUGUCGUACGACAAAAUGUGGCGCGUGCGGAAUGAAUUUAAGCAGUACCAGCUGCUCAAGUACAAUCCAUUCUGGUGGACCUCUCAGCGCCACGACGGCAAACUCUGGCAGUUGAACCAGUACCGCACCGACAUCAUCGCGGCCUUGGGCGGUGUAGAGUCCUGCUUGGAGCACACGCUCUUCAAGGGCUGUAACUUCCCCACCUGGGAGGGUCUCUUUUGGGAGAAGGCCUCGGGUUUUGAGGACUCGAUGAAGAACAAGAAGCUCACCAAUGCGCAGCGCUCCGGUCUCUCUCAGAUCCCCAACCGCCGCUUUACGCUUUGGUGGAGCCCUACGAUCAACCGUGCGAAUGUCUAUGUUGGUUUCCAAGUCCAGCUGGAUCUCACUGGCAUUUUCAUGCACGGCAAGAUCCCCACGCUGAAAAUCUCGCUCAUCCAGCUUUUCCGCGCGCACUUGUGGCAAAAGAUUCACGAGAGCGUCGUGAUGGAUCUGUGCCAAGUGUUUGACCAGGAGCUUGAGGCGCUCCAGAUUGAAACGGUGCAAAAAGAAACGAUCCACCCGCGCAAGUCGUACCGCAUGAAUGCAUCUGCUGCCGAUGCGGUGCUGUUUGCGAGCUACAAGUGGCCCAUGUCUUCUCCUUCCCUCCUCACCGAUUCACGCGAUCUCAUGGACGGUUCCAGCGGCAACAAGUGGUGGUUUGACGUCCAGCUGCGCUGGGGCGACUUUGAUUCGCACGAUAUCGAGCGCUACUGCCGCGCCAAGUACCUUGACUACACCUCGGACAAUACAUCCAUCUAUCCGUCGCCCAGCGGCGUGCUCAUUGGUAUUGACCUUGCCUACAAUAUGCACUCGGCGUACGGCACGUAUAUUCCCGGCGCAAAGCCACUCUUGCAGCAGGCGAUGAGCAAGAUCAUGAAGGCGAAUCCCGCCUUGUAUGUGCUGCGCGAGCGCAUCCGAAAAAGUCUGCAGCUCUACAGCUCGGAGCCCACAGAGCCCUACUUGAAUUCGGGCAACUACGCGGAGCUCUUUAGCAACCAGGUGAUUUGGAUGAUUGACGAUACGAACGUGUAUCGCGUCACAAUCCACCGCACCUUUGAAGGCAACCUCGUCACCAAGCCCAUCAAUGGCGCCAUCUUUGUCUUGAACCCGCGCACCGGCCAGCUCUUUUUGAAGAUUAUCCACACGUCGGUAUGGGCGGGCCAGAAACGGCUGGGGCAGCUGGCCAAGUGGAAAACGGCGGAGGAAGUCGCUGCGUUGAUCCGGUCCCUCCCCGUCGAGGAGCAGCCAAAGCAAGUGAUUGUCACGCGCAAAGGCAUGCUCGAUCCGCUCGAGGUGCACUUGCUCGACUUUCCCAACAUUGUCAUCAAAGGCUCCCAGCUCCAGCUUCCUUUCCAGGCGCUGCUCAAGCUGGAAAAGUUUGGCGAUUUGAUCUUGCGUGCAACGCAGCCGCAAAUGGUGCUGUACUCGCUGUACGACGACUGGCUCAAGAGCAUCUCAUCCUACACUGCCUUUUCGCGCUGUAUCCUUUUGCUGCGUGCGCUGCAUGUGAACCAGGAAAAGACCAAGGUGGUCUUGCGCCCCAGCGUCAAUACCAUCACACAGCCGCACCACAUUUGGCCCUCCUUCUCAGACGACGAAUGGAUCAAGGUCGAAAUUGCGCUGCGCGACCUCAUCCUCCAGGACUACGGCAGGCGCAACCAGGUCGCGGUAGCAAGUCUUACUUCGAGCGAAAUCCGCGACAUUAUCCUCGGUAUGGACAUUGCCUCGCCUUCGCAGCAGCGCCAGCAAAUGGCAGAGAUCGAGCAGAACGAGGCACAGCAGCAAGUAACCGCGACCCAAACACGCACCGUCAAUGUCCACGGCGACGAAAUCCAAACGGUGACCACGACGCAGUACGAGAACAAGGUGUUUAGCUCCAAGAGCGACUGGCGCGUGCGCGCACUCAGCGCCACGAAUCUGCCGCUUCGUGUGCAGCAUUUGUACGUCUCCAACGACGAUGUGCGCGAGGAUGUGGGCGCGCUGACCUACGUCUUUCCCAAGAACAUCCUCAAAACAUUUGUCGUCCAGGCAGAUUUGCGCACGCAAGUCGUCGGCCUCUUGUACGGCGCUUCGCCGCAAGAUGUGCCGGCCGUGAAAGAGAUCAGGCUGAUUGUGUGGGUGCCCCAGCGCGGUACAAACAGCGGCGUGGAGCUGCCCAACGACUUGCCCACGCACGAGUACAUGCUCAAGGACCUCGAGCCCCUCGGCUGGGUCAAGACGCAGGCACAGGACACCACGUCUCUCCUGCCCCAGGACGUGGUGACGCACGCCAAGAUGAUGGCGGCGCACGCCGAGUGGGGCGCAAACAGUAUCUGCGUCGCUGCGUCCUUCACUCCGGGCUCGGUGAGCCUUGCGGCGUAUGCACUCAGCGUCUCUGGCUUUGAGUGGGGCCGCAAGGCCAAUGCCGUCGAUGCGGCGGGCCAAGCACCAGGGUUCAGCCCCAGUAUGGUGGACAAGGUACAGCUGUUGCUCAGCGACCGCAUCCUCGGCACGACCCUGGCGCCCACCCAAGGCACCUGGAACUACGGCCUCUCCCUCUCUGCGCAGUGGACGCCCACGAUGCAGUACGCCGUGCAGCUUGCGCCUCCCGCUGCGUUUUGGGACGAGGUGCACCGCCCGCAAAACUUUUUGACGUUUGCCGGCGACGUUCCAGACGACGACGGGGGGGCAGACUGGCAAGAUGCACUUGCCUAA
Messenger RNA from Malassezia vespertilionis, 7131 nucleotides. RefSeq names its product Pre-mRNA-processing-splicing factor 8 (gene PRPF8). The record is from RefSeq and is a predicted model, not a curated record. NCBI's taxonomy places the organism in Eukaryota, Fungi, Basidiomycota, Malasseziomycetes, Malasseziales, Malasseziaceae. Gene Ontology annotation, cellular component: catalytic step 2 spliceosome; U5 snRNP. The transcript has a single exon. Gene Ontology annotation, molecular function: protein binding; U1 snRNA binding; U5 snRNA binding. Gene Ontology annotation, biological process: mRNA splicing, via spliceosome; spliceosomal tri-snRNP complex assembly. Bases 1 to 7131 code for a protein of 2376 amino acids.